AUGACCUCGACUGGACUCCUUUCCGAUUCUUCCAUCCAAAAAGGCUUCAAUGGAGCAAUCAUAACUCAGGAGCGGUACAUCCCACCCUACGUCUUCGCCUUCGAAAUCACCUUCCACCUCGACAAGUGGCCUUCAUUCCUUAAGAAUAUCAAGCCCCCAAAACAUUUUCAUCCACAUCAGGAAGAGUAUAUAGAAGUCCUGGAAGGAGAGCUGUGCGUGGAUGUUGGGAAUCAACAGUACACACUGACCUCCCAGAGUGGGCGAUUCUGCAUUCGUCCAUGGGUGAAUCAUCGGUUGUAUCCGCCUCCGUUUCCUCCACAGCAACAGUCACUCCUUGAGAGUAGCCAUGACGACGAGACGAUCGGAGGUGGUGGGAUAAUACGAUUUAUGUUAUCCGGGCAAGAUACUCCCGAAACAUUCAAGCUUGAUAUGCUCUUUUUCAUGAACUGGUACGGAUAUCAGGAGGAAACUGUAGUUGUGGGGAAGAGCGUCGAUAUUCUGCAGGUUAUGUCGGCGGUUUGCUACGAAGGAGAAGAAGAGGGAUUGAAUAUGAUGUGUGACAAUAUGUACCUUAAAAAGCAAAGACAUUCUACCCAGCCAAGAGAGCCCGAGGCUAUCGCCUUAACGACUUUCCGGCAUCGAGUCUCCCUUAUUUGGCUGAAGCAUACUUCAACUUCUCUCAGACUUUCUAAUCGUGCCAAGUGUUAG
Aspergillus niger is the source of this 708-nucleotide messenger RNA. RefSeq lists its product as uncharacterized. Bases 1 to 708 code for a protein of 235 amino acids. The record is from RefSeq and is a predicted model, not a curated record. The transcript has 5 exons. Lineage: Eukaryota; Fungi; Ascomycota; Eurotiomycetes; Eurotiales; Aspergillaceae.